UGCAGGCCGCGUUUUUUUGGAACCAGCCAUUUAUUCGUCCACCAACAAUAGAAAUUAAUGUUUCUCACUUGAACACUCUGUAGAGCUGUCGCUGUCGUGACAAGGCCGUGUAUACUCCAAGUCUACAUGUAGGAUGAAGAGUAACAGUUACUGCUGAUAAUGAAGUUUGCGCUCGUGGACAAUACAACGCUGUGUGAAGUAAAUUGUGGCUCCACAAUCGCUCUGAAUGCUAAUGUGUGUCCAUGGAAUACUAAAACGCAAUAGGCGCGGUGCAGCUAACGCCCAACGUGGAUGAAACGGACAACAGCAGCGGCUAGAGCGUUCUCCUUCCUCGGUGAACACUGCUACAAGACAUUAUGCUUGAUGAUUCACCAAACACCAUCGUUGGGGGCCAAGUUUUCCGGCGCCAGCGAGUUAUUCGUCCACCAACUAAUUUUGAUGAGUCUUUCUUCAACACUUCGUAGAGCAGCCGCACAAGGCCUUUCCUUUGCGUUAGGGUAGCGAUCCUUCCUAGAUGAUGUCGCUAUUCAUUGUUACUUUUUACUACAAUGAGUAGUGUUUCUCCGAAAAUAAAGUCAGCUGCCUGGGCAUUAGCCUUUGGCAUUAGCCAUUAGUACUGCCUAGGCCUAGCGCCUUGACUUGUAAAAAAAUUGAUUUUGCAAGUCUUCAAUCAUGUCUGCAUGUACGCGCUAUCCAAUCCAGCCAUGUGGCGUGAACAGAUUGCUUGACGUGAAAGGUAGCGCGGCCGGGCGAGCGCGAGUCGUACGCGCUCGCGGACGUGUCUGGCACGUGAAACGAAAAGAUUUUUUUGGCGGGUAGUCGGCAAAAAUUAAGUGACGGUCCCUUUAGUCCUUCGCCUUGUAGAGGACGGUCGUAACUAUGGCGACGUAAAUUAAUAGAGCGUUUGGCAAUGACACAAAACAAAAGCCAGAACAGGUUUGAAAAUGUAAAUCCUAGGGUCGCUCGGGCGCUACAUGAUGAACAUGUCCUUUCAAAGGCGAAAUGCUUUUACAUGGGCGUUUGUUGCAUGCUGCAGAGCAAGCCAAACUAUAAUGUUUCUUCUUCUAUGCACGCUGCUAGUUUGACCUGCACAUUCACGCGUCUUUUCGUCAUGAGUCUUGCAUAUUUAGCUAGCUCGCUAGUACUUCCCGGCGCCAAUUAAUUUGCCAGUAGUUUGAAAAUUGUAAACAAUUGCAACUGUUUUGCUCGUGCUUUGCUGCUGGACGAGUUUGAUCGAGGUGUCAGCCUGGCGGCAGCGCUGAUCCAGUGUACCGUGCGGAGCAGAAUGUGAGCAGUUCUGCAGUUCCAGCUAGGAGGAGACAGCUGUGUGCGCGUGCGUGUGUACAUGGAACAGCACAAUACAGGCAUCCAGUCCCACUGCAUAACCUCUAGCACGGAAUUCACCUAGCUGCACGCACAGCGUCUCAGUGGAGGGUCUGAGCAGUGACAAUGGACUGCAAUCAAGGCGAUCGUACUGCUGCUGCAGCUGCUGUGGGUGCACCAGCAGCAGGCGGUGCAGUGGUGCUGGGCCGUGGACAUGUGACAUUGCUGAGUAGGGAGGAGCUGGAGGACAAGUAUCUACGUUUGAAGGAAACACACCAGGAAACAAAAAAGCUCAACAAGACACAGGAAGAAAAGAUGAAGCGCAUGGCAACAAAGUUGAUUCGCCUGACAGAUGACUUCAAGAAGGAGAAGAAAGUGUCUGGUAUUGACGUGGAUAGUCGAGAACUGGUGGAGGACUUGAGACGCCAGGUCCAGGAACUAAAACAGAAGAAUGUCUCGGUUUCCAGAAAGCUGCAGGUCUGCCGUCAGGAGUUGGCAGACUCCAAGCAGAAGACGGGACCGUAUCGUAAUGUGGCGGCCCGCAUUGACACGGGGAUUUCCCGUCCUCAGCAUGGCAGACACAGGGCUGAGUCACAUGACAGGGCAGGCAAAGUAGCAGUAUCAUCAGCUGGAGUUCAACACUCGCCUCCACCAGCCAUGGUACCCAGGUAUGGGCAUAGCUUGCUGGAAGAGGAGCGACAACGUACCACUGAGCUACAGGAAGUCAUCCUUGAGCUGGAGGAAGAGCUUGAGCAGCAGAAACAGCUAAGGGCGGCUGAGCAAGAGACCACGGUCGAAAAGAUGAAAUUACAGCAUGCCAAGUAUAGCGAAGACAUGGAGAAAUUACGGCAGUCUCUUGUCCACACACAGAGGAAGAACAUCUCGGAUGACGUGUCCCUUAUAAAGCUGCAGCGGGAAGUCAGAGAGAAGUGUGCGCAGCUUGAGGCAUUGCAGACGAAAUACUUGACAGCCGAACAGCAAGUGGAAAAGCUGAAAGUGAACCACUCCAGCGUCCUAUCUGAACUGUCAGACUUGCAAGAACGUUGCCAGGUGGAGGAAGGCAAAUGUCAAGAAUUACGCUCAGCGUUAGCUGGCCAGAAGUUGACAAAUGCUGCUAUCACAGAGCUGCAGGAAAUGGUGGAUGACCUCCGCGCAGAAAAGAAGCUUUUACAAGAAACCAAUGACACACUGCUUUCAUCGUCGUUUGAUAUGAAACAAGAAAGACAGCACAAGGCUCAGCUACAGCUUCUGCAGGAUCGAAUGGAUCUUCUGGAGUCCGGCAAGAAGCAGCUGCUACAAGAGAAGAGUGAUCUUCUUGAGCAGCUUGCCACAGCAAAAGAACAGCUAUCGGCUGCGGAUAAGGAAAUGCGUGCCACAAACCUCAAGUACUUCACGCUGAAAGAAGAGCACGAGAAAUUGAGUGAAAAGAUGGAAUUCUUCUCCACGCAAAGUUCUGUGAACUUCACCGAGUUGGAGGAAGCGCUGGCCUUUAUCAAGGAAAGUAAACUGAGCGAUGGCAGGAAUAUGAGUGCCCUGCAUGUUUCUGACGAGGUCGGUGCUCUGGCUGCUGCAAAGAAACGUGCGGAGAGUGAUCUUCAUCGCUUGGAGACAGUCUACACACAGACGAGACAAGAGCUGGAAAAGAAUCGCCAUCUUCUCCGACUGCAGCUGAAGAUCACCUCCGACGUCGAAGCCGAACGGGACCUCAUUGAAAAGCGCUUGGCCGACGUCGAGGCAGAGAGUGAAGAGAACACAAAGGAACACAAGGACUCCGUGGCCAGACUACGAACGCGGAUAAAACGUCUUGAGCAGCAGCUCCACGAUAUGGCGUAUGGAACUAAGCAGCUUAAGGUCUCGGCACAUCCAGCUGAAGACGAUGUUGCUGAAACGCUGGCUUUGCAGCCGGGGCAAAAUCGCCUGCAGAUUCACCUCGGAGAGUUUGAGUUAAGUGAAGACGGACGUGAAGCGUUUGGCAGCUCCAUUCCACCACUAUCCUUCCUCUCCCUGGACUUCUUGGAUUUUGAACUCACGGUUACCAGCACCAUGGCAACGAGUGGGUUGAUGGAUUUCAACUUCACGACGUGUUACACCGUCACAAUGGAUGACUUCCUUAUACAUUCUCUCAGAACGGUCCCAUGCAGGGUAUGCUUUCACGGAGCAUCAGGUGCAUCAUGGUCUACCAUUGCGGCCGGCCAUUUCCAUCUCAGAGACCUGCUUUCGGAGACUAAACAAGAUCGUCUCCAUGGUACCGUCACGCUGAUUGGCGAUGAACCUUACACCGGGUUGCCCAUGGCAACAGUGAAGCUAUGGACGCGGCUACACAGUCCUGUGGAUCAAGCAUUGCAACUGUACAGAGAGCGUAUGAAGGCACUGGGAUAUGUUUUGGCCAAUCAGGCAGCUGAGCAACCAGCUGAUGUCGGUGGUGACGUGUUGCCUUCAGAUGGCGCUCUAGAGGAUAUACCCAUUGAGCCGUCAUCACUGCAGCUGCUGGUCGACAAUCAGCUGGAGGUCGUUGUUGUGUCUUGUUCCGGUCUUCUCUCGGGGAAAGCUGGUCAACAGCCAUCUGCAUACGUUGUCUACAAGCUGUGGACUAUGCCGGAACACAGCACUAAGACGGUGAACAACUCCAACACGCCGCAGUUCAACGAUCGGCAAUGCUUCAACUUGCCUGUUGCCACGGAAACCGAUGAAUUCCUACGAUGCCAG
Messenger RNA from Sycon ciliatum, 4029 nucleotides. RefSeq names its product protein fantom-like. The record is from RefSeq and is a predicted model, not a curated record. NCBI's taxonomy places the organism in Eukaryota, Metazoa, Porifera, Calcarea, Leucosolenida, Sycettidae. Gene Ontology annotation, biological process: non-motile cilium assembly. Gene Ontology annotation, cellular component: ciliary transition zone.